GUAACUUUGUAAGAGCCGUGACUUAAAUGAGCAGUUUUGUCUAUAAAGGAGAGGAAGAAAGGAAAGCUACCUAAGGAUCUAAUGGAUAUUUUUGCUGAAGUCGAGUCAUAUUUUUUCCAACAAAUUUGGCUGCUGCUCAUGUAGGCCAAUACACCAGCUUGUAUCAACCAGUCAGUCCAAGGAAGUUAAUCCUUGGUCAUCCUUGGUUAAAAUUCAUUGGGUCAGUCAGUGCCAACCCAUGGCAGACAACACAGGAAGCCCAGUGGCCGUGAAGGUGGAGGAGCAUUCUCAGAGCGUCAUCUUCACUUACUUCCAGGGUGACAUAGGCAGCAUGGUAGACGCUCACUUCAGCCGCGCUCUCAGCAAAAACUGUAAGGCCAAGGCUCUGGCAGUGAAGAGCAAGAAAAGCCGCAAGCCUGUAAAAUUGGAGGAAUCAAACUCCUGUCAGUGGAGUCCUCCUGCCUCCUCCUCCUCCUCCUCUUACUCACAGCCACAGGUCCAGCCCAUCGCCAGACAUCUCCAGCUGAGCGGCACCAAAGAACCCCACUGCAGCCUAACCUUCAGCCCUGCAGAUGACUCUCCUGUCUCGUGGCACCCAUUCCCUGCCAGACAAGUAGGAGGCCCGGGGUUGCCCCCCAUCAGUUAUUCCCUGUCCCCCGAGGGCUUAGGUCUCACUGGACAGCAAUAUGCCACAUCCUUGCUCAACCUGCUGCAUAGUGACAGGACUGAUAUGGCACCCAGCAUGGCCACUGGGUCCAAGUCAGAGCUCCUCCCCAGCUGGACCUCGCCUCACGGAUUCAGGGACCCUGUGGACCCGGCUGUGGGCUUUGAAUCCGGACAAAAUCUGGAAAAGAAGGACCUGUACUGGUAUUGAAGAUAGAGUUGCUGCUGGGAGCAGAGCAGUGGAAUGACUUCAGCAACACGGUGUACUUGCAGCUAAAGCCACCUGGCUUUUUGCUCUCUCCUGUAGCUGUCAGACGGUUUCUUGCCAAACAGGCCGCUAUACAGACAUAAAAGCUCCUCCAUUUUCUCUCCAUUUCUCAAUCAAAUGACUUCAGUACCUCAGCAUGUAACAGCUUUAACAACCUUCCAGAGGGGGAACAUUCACUGACAAACCUGUUCUUCCACUGUCUCAUUACUCAUGUAGACCUCAGAGCACUGCCUACAGCAGCAGUUAAAGGAAGGGCAUUUUUUCUUGUGCCUCCAGUUGGCACUUCUCUUGGUACACCAGUAAUUAAGCCAGUAUUAAGUUGAAAUUUAAACCUUGUAAGCUCAUUCAGUACAUAUGAAAAUAAUGCUGUUAAUAUAUAUCUAAGGUUGGUUUGGUUUUAAUUGCUGUGAGAAUAUUUUCAUAUGCGAGUGAACACAAGAAAUCUAAAGUGAUACAUGUCAAUGACUUUGUUUUCUGUUACCAUGACCUUGAAUAAUUAUUACCAUGUACAGUCGAAAAAGAUGUUCCAUAUAUAAACUUAAAUAGAGAUAUGAACAGACAGAUAAUGUUUGUGUGCUCAUAUCUCCUUCGGUGUUGAUCUAUGUUAACGGUGUAAUAUAAAGUGUUUGGGAAGUCAGCAUGAAUGGCUUCAAAGUGUGGCUUGUUAAUGUGCAUCAGACAACAAACCAUUCGUGGUGAAUUAAGCAACACUGACACCUGAUGGCCAAGAGUGAGCUGAUGGCUAAAAUGUUAACACUCUAUUUAUAGUGCUGUCAUGUGAAAACCUCCUGAGUUCUAUCUUAUUAGUUUUCGUGUUUUACCAACAGAUUACAGGCCGCAAUGUGAGCUGACAAAAUGAUUCAACUCUUGGGUUUAUCAAACCUUCUCAAGGCCUUCUGGUUGAACAAAAAAUGAGCAAUAGUCAAGCUGAAAACAAAAGUGUUUUUAUUUGCAUAUUGAUGAUGUAUUUGCAUAUUGAAUCAUGUAAACUCAAAUAUUAUAUCAGUUAUCUUGAAUGUUCAUUAAUGACAUUUUCCCAUGCAAAGUGAAGCAUAUCUCCUGCCACAUUCACAUCCAGAUAGAGAUGCAAAUUUGUGGUUGUUUU
Molecule: messenger RNA, 2036 nt
Organism: Myripristis murdjan (pinecone soldierfish)
Lineage: Eukaryota; Metazoa; Chordata; Actinopteri; Holocentriformes; Holocentridae
Gene: vgll1l
Product: vestigial like family member 1
Exons: 4
Coding region: 239-874 (211 amino acids)
Biological process (GO): regulation of DNA-templated transcription
Cellular component (GO): nucleus
Source: RefSeq, a predicted model, not a curated record